AUGAGACCGAAUUGUUCGCCUGGAGAGGAACAUGAAUUGUUUACCGAAUGGGCUAUUUCCCAAGGCAUCAUUAUAAAUGGAGUAGGUCCUGCUCGGUUCCCAGGUCGUGCCCUGGGCAUGAUAGCCACACGAAAUAUAGAAGAAGAUGAAGCUAUUGUGACGGUGCCGUUGAAAGCUAUGUUAACGACCAACUCCAUCCCAUCCUCAUUCAUCAGCAAGUUCCCCGGCGGAUGUUCCGUCCACACACUAUAUGCUGCAUUCUUCACCAACGGGGAUCCUGAAGAUCUUCAACACUACGACGCCUGGAGAAAGACUUGGCCAAGUCGACAAGAUUUCGAAAACACCAUGCCUAUUUUAUGGCCAUCAUUACUACGGGACCCCAUCAGCAAAGCGAAAUCCCAUUCAUCUCCGCGAACUCUUCUCCCCCCGUCAAUCUCUGGGUCAUGGAAUAGUAUCCAAAAGGGAAAAAGGGAGUACGAGUACGAGUCCCGUCAUCAGAAUCUCCUCGCUCGGCAGGAGAAGCGAUUACGUGACGCCUGGGAUACCGUCGUGGCUGUCUUCCCAGAUAUCAGUUGGGAAGCGUUCUCCUAUCAUUGGUUAAUUGUCAACACGAGGAGCUUUUUCUUCUUGAUGCCUGGCCAGGAGCCACCCGAGGAUCGGAACGAGGCUAUGGCGUUGCUGCCUUUUGCUGAUUAUUUUAAUCACUCUGACGUUGCAUGCAAUGUGAAGUUUGACGGCCGGAAUUACAUUUUUCGGGCAACAAAACACUAUGAUAAAGGAGAAGAGAUAUACAUGAGCUACGGUCCUCAUCCUAAUGAUUUCUUAUAUACAGAAUAUGGCUUUUAUCUUGACGAGAAUAAGUCAGAAACACUUUAUCUUGACGACGUCAUAUUCCGAGACCUCAGUGCAAACCUGCAGAGGGAACUGGAGUUCGAACAAUAUUAUGGGAAUUAUCAAUUAACAGCUUCUGGUGUCUGCUACCGCACUGAGGUCGCUGCUUGUAUAAAAUACAUGGCGCUUGGAGAUUGGCGAAGUUAUGUCCUUGGUUACUCCACGAAAGGUGUUGACGCCGACAAGACGAAUGAAAUCAUUCAAGGAUGGAUCAAAACGUAUAGCAACGAGGCAAAUACUACGAUCACAUCAUUGGAGAAGAUUAGAUCCAGCAAAGUGGAACGGAAGGAUCAAGAAAAGAUCGAUUCACUGCUCAAACGCUGGAGUCAAAUCGAAGAGCUCUGCGACCAAGCCCAACAAUCUGCAACUUCAUAG
This is a messenger RNA of Aspergillus tanneri, 1266 nucleotides long. RefSeq lists its product as uncharacterized. Gene Ontology annotation, molecular function: protein-lysine N-methyltransferase activity; protein binding. The transcript has 6 exons. Lineage: Eukaryota; Fungi; Ascomycota; Eurotiomycetes; Eurotiales; Aspergillaceae. The record is from RefSeq and is a predicted model, not a curated record. Bases 1 to 1266 code for a protein of 421 amino acids. Gene Ontology annotation, biological process: peptidyl-lysine monomethylation.